GAAAGCAGAAUCUGCAAGGGAAGCGAAGGCUGUGAUGACCGGUACCAGCACCAUCAAGGAGGAGCCCCUGAAUCGGAUGAGUAGCGAGGGGCGGUACGCGGCAGGCGGCAGCGGCGGAGCUAGGCGCGGCGGCGGCGGCGGCGGCGGCCGCGGCGGCGCGCGGGCUCCGGCGGCGGACCGCGACGACCAGCGAGCGGUUUCCCGGUGCUCCGUAUGCGGCAUGAAGAGUCACGAGGGUGACAGGUGCCGUUACAAGACCUAUCGUUGCCAAAAGUGUGGAGUCGUAGGACACUUGAAGAAAGUGUGUAAAAAUGUGCGCCUCAAUAAUAUGGAGUGUGAUGAUAAUUCGGUCGAGCAAAACACUUGCGAGGAGUGCCAUAUGUAUAAUUUAAGGGUUCAAGACUAGUGUGGGAGGGAUGUUGUGUAUACAUGUACCUACAUCGUAUGUACCUAUCUAUAGCUAUAGAUGCAUAACCAACGCGCUCGCUGUGUGCCUUGUCAAACCACUCUUAUUUAGUAUUAAAUCAGCAACAGCCACA
Leguminivora glycinivorella is the source of this 539-nucleotide messenger RNA. RefSeq names its product CCHC-type zinc finger nucleic acid binding protein-like. Lineage: Eukaryota; Metazoa; Arthropoda; Insecta; Lepidoptera; Tortricidae. Bases 35 to 406 code for a protein of 123 amino acids. The transcript is spliced from 2 exons. Gene Ontology annotation, molecular function: nucleic acid binding; zinc ion binding. The record is from RefSeq and is a predicted model, not a curated record.